Messenger RNA from Vicia faba (fava bean), 1818 nucleotides. NCBI's taxonomy places the organism in Eukaryota, Viridiplantae, Streptophyta, Magnoliopsida, Fabales, Fabaceae. The record is from the annotation of a GenBank genome assembly.
AUGUUUUCUGCUGAUACCCUUGUUGAGAAUUUUCCUGGUUCUGUUAAUCGAUGUAUGUUCGGAAACAUUCCCGUGUCUGUUUUUUCAAACCAGAAUCCUGAAAAUGGUUUCGACUUUGAAGAUUCUGUUUCAGUUUCUAUAUCUCCUUCAACUCAUUCAGAAUCUGUUACUGAUUCUGUUCCAUCUUCUGGUAUAAGUUCAAAUGGUAAUGAUUUGGGUGCAGGAACUGGAAAUGGAACUAGUACUUGUUCUGAGAGCUAUAGUAAUUGCAGUUACACCACUGAUAAUUCUAUAGUUGAUUGUGAUUCACCGGAAAAUAAUGCGUGUGAGGUGUUUGAUAGAAUACCUCAUGAUCCGUUUAGAGAGGUAGAAGCUGUUUUCAGUUUUCCAAAUGGGGCUUGGAAGAUGAAUGAAGAGAGUAAUAAUAAUAAUAUGGUUUUGGGUCCUAGAGGGUCAAGGGAAAAGAGAGGACAUUUGAUGAAUGAUAUUGGUAUAGAUGAGAGAAGUUACAAGGUUUCAGCUGUUUAUUCUGAUGAUUCAGAUCUAUCAGAGAUGUUUGAUGAGGUACUUCUUUGUAAUGAUGGUAAAAGUCCAUCCAUUUUUUGUUCUAAUCCUGAACAAUCACAUUCACGGGGAUCUAAUAGGAAAGCAUCACGUUCCAAGAAAGGUUCAAACAAGGGUAAAAGUCUAAGUACUACGGUAGAUUUAUGGGCUUUAUUAACUCAAUGUGCACAAGCUGUUGGUAGCUAUGAUCAAAGGAAUGCUAAUGACAUACUCAAGCAGAUUAGGCAGAACUCUUCACCUCAAGGUGAUGGACUUCAGCGUUUGGCUCAUUACUUUGCUGAUGGGCUGGAGGCGCGGUUAUCUGCUGGUACGCCAAUGUAUAAACUCCUUGAGUCGUCUUCUGCAGAUAUGUUAAGAGCUUAUAAAGUUUACAUCACAGCGUCUCCAUUUCAAAGGAUGUCGAAUUUCUUGGCCAACAGAACUAUUCUGAAUCUGGUGGAAAACAAAAGCAGCGUUCACAUUAUUGACUUUGGGAUUUUCUAUGGCUUUCAGUGGCCUUGUCUCAUUCAGCGUCUUUCGGAAAGAGCCGGUGGGCCUCCGAAGCUUCGUAUUACAGGAAUUGAUCUUCCUCAGCCAGGAUUUAGGCCUGCAGAGAGGGUUGAGGAGACGGGUCGGCGACUUGAGAAGUACUGCAAGAGGUUCAACGUUCCAUUUGAGUACAACUGCCUUGCACAGAAAUGGGACACUGUAAGACUUGAAGAUCUCAAGAUUGAUAGAGAAGAAGUGACAGUGGUUAACUGUUUAUACAGAAUGAAGAACCUCUAUGAUGAAACGGUGACCACAAAUUGUCCGAGAGAUGAUGUGUUGAGGUUGAUCAGGAGGAUUAAUCCAAGCAUCUUCAUACAUGGUGUAGUGAAUGGAACUUAUAAUGCACCAUUUUUUCUGACUAGGUUCAGGGAAGCAAUGUUUCAUUUCUCAUCAUUGUUUGAUAUGCUCGAAGCUACUGUGCCACGUGAUGAUCCAUAUAGGUUGAUGUUUGAGAAAGGGUUAUAUGGAAGGGAUGCAGUAAAUGUGAUAGCUUGUGAGGGGGCAGAGAGGGUUGAAAGGCCAGAGACUUACAAGAAUUGGCAGGUUAGGAAUAAGAGAGCAAGAUUCAAGCAACUUCCAUUGGCUCCUAAACUGGUGGACAGAGUGAAAGAAAUGGUGAAGAAGGAAUAUCCAAAAGAUUUUGUAGUUGAUGAAGAUGGAAAGUGGGUUCUGCACGGUUGGAAAGGACGCAUUCUGCAAGCUGUUUCUUGUUGGGUUCCUGCUUAA